This is a messenger RNA of Botrytis byssoidea, 282 nucleotides long. RefSeq lists its product as uncharacterized. NCBI's taxonomy places the organism in Eukaryota, Fungi, Ascomycota, Leotiomycetes, Helotiales, Sclerotiniaceae. Bases 1 to 282 code for a protein of 93 amino acids. The transcript has a single exon. The record is from RefSeq and is a predicted model, not a curated record.
AUGGAUGCACGAAAGAGAAAGUGUAAGUUGGUCUCAGGCGAGGAAAGUCCAUCGGAAGUUAAAACGGAUGGACGAUACAAAGAGAAUGAGUUGGCGAUCACAGAGACAGGUCAAUUCAAAAAGUUCGGGAGACGGUACAUGGGAGACGGCACAUGGAAGUUGGAACUCGGAACAAUGGAAGAGAAAAUCAAAUCACCUUGGCCCGAAUUGCAUCCGCAUCAUCCACAUGGCAACAAGGAUUUAGAAGGACAAUCUCGAGCUAGCUUCGAAUGCGUAUACUAA